AUGCAAUGCAAUGACCGGCUUAUUUGUAAGCGGCUUGGUGUAAUCAUGUAUGCUACCAAAUGUGAAUCACCCAAUCAUUCAGCUGUUACCUUUUCGACUACAGAUGCUUUCUUCCAUGUACGCACAACUUUUAUCAUUGAGUUCAGUCUACAAUGUGCUAAUAAUGUCAAGGAUAUGAUUGUUUAUGGAAUUAUAAAUGGAAAAGUUCACCAAGCAGCAGUUUCAGAAGAAACAUCAAAGCAUCAAAUAUCUUGGCAGUUAGAGCACGAAGAGUCUAGUGCUCAAGUUUUCAAUGUUAUGAUCUAUGAUGAGGACGGUUUGACUGCUUAUCGCAAAGCGGAAAGAAAUCAUGAUAAUGCAUCUAAAGUAAAACCACUGUUCACAAUCCAACUUAAACAUCCUGGUGUCUCGAAAUCAUUUCCAGUUGCAUCAGAAACUGUUGUUACAGCGUUAUCUCUGUUUAUUCUCUAUAUCGGUUACCAUUUUAAAAAUCAGCUAAUGGCUUGA
Molecule: messenger RNA, 507 nt
Organism: Thelazia callipaeda (thelaziosis nematode)
Lineage: Eukaryota; Metazoa; Nematoda; Chromadorea; Rhabditida; Thelaziidae
Source: the annotation of a GenBank genome assembly